AUAAAAUAGAUAAUUCAUACCCCGACUGUUGCGCGUCUCCAGUUCUGCCUCCUUGUUCCUAACCGAACGUUGGGGUUUGUCGCUAGUGAUCUGGCCCUUUCCUGGACCCUUAGCUACAAGCCAGCCGGACCGCGCCUCCGUUCGCUUGUGACCGAGGCCAGCGCGGGCCUGCCCGCCCCCCGCCCCAACUAAGACCGCACCUCUUGGGAAAAGGCACAGGCGCCUCACGGCGCUUCAUCUGUACAUUCCUCUUUACCAGCUUUUGCACCCCAAAAGCUGGUUCCGAGCCUCCCGGCAGGGUGGGUAAACACUAGUGGAACGUCUAGAGCACAGCUCCCGCAGGGGCUCUUACUGGAGGCAGCCCUGUUCCUACCCAGAUGGCGCGCGGGGCCGAGCCCCCCGAUGGAGGCUGGGGAUGGAUGGUGGUGCUCUCAGCGUUCUUCCAAUCAGCUCUGGUGUUCGGGGUGCUCCGCUCCUUCGGAGUCUUCUUCGUGGAGUUUGUGGCGGCGUUUGAGGAGCAGGCAGCGCGCGUCUCCUGGAUCGCCUCCAUUGGAAUCGCAGUGCAGCAGUUUGGGAGCCCGAUAGGAAGCGCCCUGAGCACGAAGUUCGGGCCCAGGCCUGUGGUGAUGACAGGGGGCAUCUUGGCCGCGCUGGGUAUGCUGCUCGCCUCAUUUGCUACCUCCUUGACCCACCUAUACCUGAGUAUUGGGCUGCUUUCAGGCUCUGGCUGGGCCUUGACCUUCACUCCAACCCUGGCCUGCCUGUCCCGUUACUUCUCUCGCCGACGAUCCCUAGCCACAGGCCUGGCACUGACAGGAGUGGGCCUCUCCUCUUUUGCAUUUGCCCCCCUCUUCCAGUGGCUACUCAGCCACUAUGCCUGGCGGGGCGCUCUACUGCUGGUAUCUGCCAUCUCCCUCCACCUAGUGGCAUGUGGUGCUCUCCUCCGCCCAUUGUCCCUGACUGAGGACACAGUUAUGGGUGGCCCUGCAGCUCAACUCACCUCCCUUCUCCAUCAUGGCCCCUUCCUCCGUUACACUGUUGCCCUCACCUUGAUCAACACUGGCUACUUCAUUCCCUACGUCCACCUGGUGGCCCAUCUCCAGGACCUGAAUUGGGAUCCACUACCUGCUGCCUUUCUACUCUCUGUGGCUGCUAUUGCUGACCUUGUAGGGCGUGUGGCCUCUGGGUGGCUGGGAGAUGCAAUCCCAGGGCCUGUGGCACGGCUUCUGAUGCUUUGGACUACCCUGACUGGGGUAUCACUGGCCCUGUUCCCUGUGGCUCAGGCUCCCACAGCCCUGGUGGUUCUGGCUGUGACCUACGGCUUCACAUCAGGAGCCCUGACCCCAGUGGCCUUCUCCGUGCUGCCUGAACUGGUGGGAACUGGAAGGAUUUACUGUGGCCUAGGACUGGUGCAGAUGGUAGAGAGCAUCGGGGGGCUACUUGGGGCUCCUCUGUCAGGCUACCUCCGGGAUGUGACAGGCAACUACACAGCUUCAUUUGUGGUGGCUGGGGCCUUCCUUCUUGCAGGGAGUGGAGUUCUCAUCACCCUGCCCCACUUCUUCUCCUGCUUUUCAGCUCCUACUUCCAGGCCCCAGGACCUUGUGAUAGAGGCAGUGGAUACCAAAGUCCCCCUGCCCAAGAAGGAGGAGGGGCUGGGAGAGGACUGAAUUCCACUAAGAGUACCCAAAAGCCAGAUCUUGACAGCUCCAGGUUUUCUCCUGCCUGAAGGAGGUAUCCACAGAACCACAGUGCCUUAAGAUUCUUGAUCUUUCUCCCCCCAGAGUAGGCCUGGGUCUCUUCCGAUGUGUGUGCCAACCCUUUGAGGACUCAGUCUUCCGACGUGUGUGCCAACCUUUGUUAAGGACUCACAUUUCUUCUCAUUUGCUCUCCCAACCUUUUCUGAAGGAUCCAGGAGAUCCUGUUUCACUGAGCUGUGAAUCAACUGUGAAAAUCAAAGACCAAGAGACUUCUCAUGUUUUACAUGUGAUCUCUAGUGUCCUCCUAAGUGUCCUUUCUGAAGACAGAUGUUUGAGAAGCAAGGAUGUCUGUCUCAGAUAAAACUGAAUAAGGAAACUGGACAAUAAUUGUAACCUCAAAAAGAGGCGGGCCCAUGUGUGGGUUGGAAUUAUGGCUGGGCAGGGGAGGGGAGGUGUCCAGGAGCUCUGAUGACCCUGAGUUCCUCCCUCCUGUCCACUUGUCUCCCACUUCCUCACCUGUGACUUAGAAAUUAAGAGAAUGGUGAGAUCACAGAGUGUAUAUAUAUGGGUGGGUACCUUGUUUAGGAGGGAGAUAAGGACUUGAUAGAACUUUGGUCUAGACCUAGAAUUCUCCCUCAGAAAAAUAGAGGGAAAUUGAAAUGCCAGAAAGAUUCUGCAAGGUCUGGAUACUUAAGGUAAAUGAUGAUGAAGCAGGUGGCAUCCAUAAGCAUCUCUUCCCUCACCCCCAACAAAGUGAAACUGCAGACAAUUUUUCAAAGACUUCCUGUUAUGGCAAGGACUUGGGCAAAGAGAAAUGGACUAACUGGACAGCUAGACACCCUUCCCCACCCCCAGGAUUACUGCAGUCCUGUUUAUUUCAACCAGACUUUUGGAAUAUCUUAAAGUAGAAUAUUUUGGGGGUUCUAGAAUGACGACAGUUGGAGCUUUCAGAAAAAUCAGAUAAAAAUUCUUUAUUUGGGGGAGGGGCUUAAACAAGAAAAGGAUCAACAAGUGGUGUCCAGAGUGGAGUGAGGGCCUCCUGGGGGCAGUAGAGCAACCUGGGGCACCCGAAGCAGCUCUCCUGUUUCAAGUGGAGGGGUAGCUGUAGGUGAGGCUGGACGGCAGGAGGGGAGGGCCCUGGGCAGUCCCAUGUAGAUGAAGCUGCCAGAGAGGAUGAAAGAGCCACACACGAGGAAAGAGGCAGUGAAAUCUCCUGUCUCGUCCCUUAGGAAGCCUGAAAGGAGGGGUAAAGGAAUUUAGAGGUCUUGUACCCCACAGACAGAGGACAGUUGUGAGAGGAUCUGCUGGUUCAGACCCUUACCUGACAGGGGCGGGCCCAGGAGUCCCCCGAGGCUCAUCAGCAUCAUCACCAGCCCAGUAGCCUGCACCACACCUCCGAUGCCCACCAGCCCCGGGAGCACACCAAAAACCAGUGGGGCGUAACUUCCAGCGCUAAGCCCGUAGGCCCCAGAUGCAGCCAGCAGGGCACCCCCCCAGUCGUCCUCGCUCCCCACCGCCGGCACCAGUCCCACUGCCAGCAGUCCCAGCCCUGUCAGUGCUCCAAACACUGUCAACAGCCGCGGAAGGGGCACCCAGCCCUGGUCCGCCAGCCACCCACAGACCAGCCGGGCUCCCGCAUCCCCCACUGCAGCCACAGCCACCACCAAAGCUGCCCCGUAUCCCCCCAGGCCCCGGUCUAAAGCAUGUGGGGCCAGGUGCACGUAGGGAACAAAGUACCCACCCCCAACCAGAGCUGUGCCCAGAGCAAAGACAGAGAAGGCCCGGCGCUUGAAAAGACCCAGGCCAAGGGCAGCUAAGGGGUUGCGGGGUGGAGCCGCGGGGUCACCAGGAAGGGCCAGGGGUCGCAGCAGGGCGCCACAAGGGGUGAGGUGGAGUGUGACAGCGCCAAGGAGGAGCAGGGCGCCCCUCCAACCGAAAGUGUCAAGGAGGAGCUGCAAGGCAGGCGCCAGAAGCAGGGAGGAAGCCCCGUUGCCAGUGAGUGCCAGCCCCACAGCCAAGACCCGACGGCGAGAGAAAUAACGGGAGAGGGUACCAAGGGCAGGGGCAAACACCAGAGCCCAGCCGGAGCCUGCGAAUGGAUAGGGUGGGUUAAAGGCAGGUUCCAGGGAUGCCUGCCCCAGCAUUCCCAGCCCUGCUUCUCGCAGAAGGCCCCCCACCUCCAUACCCCAACUCCCAACAAAUUCCUAUCCCCACCCCCUCACCCCUGAAGGACUGGGGCAUGCCACUCCCCUCACCCGCGAGGAGGCCCAGGCCGAGGUAGAGGUGCAGCAGGCUUUGGGCGAAAGCCGAGAAGACGAAGCCCAGCGAAGUAAGGACUCCCCCAACCAUCACCACCGGGCGCGCCCCCCAGCGUGUGCUCAAGGCGCUGCCCACUGGGCCUAGAAGGGGUCGAAAUCAACGGAAGACACGCUCCUGGACCCCCAAACUCUCUUCAACACUUCUCAUUAGUUGUUUGGCCUCAAACUACUCCCUGGGUCUAUUAGCUCCUCCCCUUGACCUCAAGACCCACUCUUUUCUAGAACUUGGUUUCACCAGUCAGUCACUUUUUCUCGGGUUGUCUAGUAAUUAAGUGGAUCUGCCAUCACUAUAUUCAUGGUCCCCUACACCCCUUUCCCGCCCCCCACCUCGGGCCCUCCCUCACUGGCUGCCUGCUGCAUGGCCAAGGCCAGGGCGCUGACCCACGCAGUGUCCUGGGCGCUUCGGUCAAAGUGCUCGGCGAGGUCAGGGAGGGCAAGGCCCAGGGACCGUAAGAGCCCGUAGGAGAGCCCAUUCACCGCGAAGGCUGCGGCCGCCACCACCCAGCCCCAGCCCCCGUCCGGGGGUCCGGCUGGCUUGGGGGUCAUCACCGUCUGCGGGGAUGGGGAAACACCUGUGAGUGAGGUCUCCACUCCUGAGCCUCCGCUAAGGAGCUGGCGUUCCUGAGAUCCAUUCUCGGGCUUCUCUCCCAGGGCGGGCACGUCACCCAGAGCGUGGGCGAGGGAACCAGGCCUAGGGACAGAACUCCUGGGUGCUCGCGGGGUGGAUGGGGGACAGCUGGAUCCCCCAAGCCGCGGGCUCCCCUCCCACACACCCCUUUCGCCUUACCCGACCUCUCUGGGCGGUGAGGGAAAGGGAAGGGCGAGGAAGGGCUCGGCCGGGGUUUCUCCUCGCUUCCCGGGCGGGCGGGGCCCCGGAAUGGAGCUACUGCGGAGAUGGAGCCCAACUUGGACGGGUUC
This is a messenger RNA of Sciurus carolinensis (gray squirrel), 4933 nucleotides long. RefSeq names its product solute carrier family 16 member 13 (gene Slc16a13). Gene Ontology annotation, molecular function: monocarboxylic acid transmembrane transporter activity. Gene Ontology annotation, biological process: transmembrane transport; monocarboxylic acid transport. The record is from RefSeq and is a predicted model, not a curated record. Bases 378 to 1667 code for a protein of 429 amino acids. Lineage: Eukaryota; Metazoa; Chordata; Mammalia; Rodentia; Sciuridae. The transcript is spliced from 4 exons.